AUGGAAAGCCAUAUUAAUGAGACCUUACAAACUACAAAGAAAAGAAAAAAUGUUGCUGAAACAGUUGAAAGUAAGAAAAGCACCACUACAAAGUGCCAUUAUUUUUUUGUGGUUCCUAAAUCUACGAAUACAGAAGCAGUGACAGCAGUUGAUGCCGAAAAGAAACUGACAGAUGAAGGAGAUGAAGAAGUUCAGACUGAAUCUCACCCAUCUCAGAAAGGAAAGGAAACUAUUUCAGUUUAUAGCGAGAAAAUUCAGUCAAGGUUGGAAUGUUUGCGUCGCUACUGUAAGAGGACCAUUGACCUUUGUUAUGUGAACCUUUGAACUUUGUUUUGUUAUUAAGAUUAGGAUGCGCACGCACCUAUGGAUAAUGCACAAUGA
Paramuricea clavata is the source of this 381-nucleotide messenger RNA. The record is from the annotation of a GenBank genome assembly. Lineage: Eukaryota; Metazoa; Cnidaria; Anthozoa; Malacalcyonacea; Plexauridae.